ACUGGAUGCCGGUCUGCUUACUCUUACCCGGGCAUCUCUCCGAGCAGAGGCCCGGCGUUUGGGCCGUACGUCAAGACUCCCGACAACGGCAAGAAGGGGCCAAGAGCUGGCUUGGAUGGAGAGGGGAGGAUCUGGAGCCUGAGGCUGCGGCCAAGGGUGGUCCGAGCGAGUUGGCUUGAAGCCAGUUCAACGCCGUGUGACCCCGGGGGCUUAGCAAAUAUUAUGACUCAUCUACAAGAUGCGCGGUCUUGUAAGGCCAGUAGAAAUAACAGUACACAGACAGCAUUCAAUAAACGUCACUUCUCUCACUCUCCCCUUGGAUUGGCCGAGCCCCUCCCCCAGACUCCGGGGAUGCGCGGAUCGUAGCGUAAUGACGUAAGAGCACAAGGCGACGUCUCCACCCCCAUCUCCGUUUCCUGGGAAACGUGGACUCCGCGUUCCACUCUCAGUCGCUGCCCACUUGACGUCAUGGUCCGGAUGGGAGGGCGGGGCGAGCGCUACCGCCAGGGGCGGGGCGGCGCGGGCCGGCCGGCUGGGCUGUGCACCUGCGCCUCGGCGGGCGGCCUGGGGCACAGUCCCUGGCCCGCCCGGCCCCGCCAUGGCCAGGCCACAGAGGACUCCUGCACGCAGUCCCGACAGCAUCGUCGAGGUGAAGAGCAAAUUUGACGCCGAGUUCCGACGCUUCGCGCUGCCUCGCGCUUCCGUGAGCGGCUUCCAAGAGUUCUCGCGGUUGCUGCGUGCGGUGCACCAGAUCCCGGGCCUGGACGUGCUGCUUGGUUAUACGGAUGCUCACGGCGACCUACUGCCCCUCACCAACGACGACAGCCUGCACCGGGCCCUGGCCAGUGGGCCCCCGCCGCUGCGCCUGCUAGUGCAGAAGCGGGCAGAAGCUGACUCCAGCGGCCUGGCCUUUGCCUCCAACUCGCUGCAGCGGCGCAAGAAAGGGCUCCUACUUCGGCCAGUGGCACCCCUGCGCACCCGGCCACCCCUGCUAAUCAGCCUGCCCCAAGAUUUCCGCCAGGUUUCUUCAGUCAUUGAUGUGGACCUACUGCCUGAGACCCACCGACGGGUGCGGCUACACAAGCAUGGUUCCGACCGCCCCCUGGGUUUCUACAUCCGAGAUGGCAUGAGCGUGCGUGUAGCUCCCCAGGGCCUGGAACGGGUUCCAGGCAUCUUCAUCUCGCGCCUGGUACGAGGGGGCCUGGCUGAGAGUACAGGGCUGCUGGCGGUCAGUGAUGAGAUCCUCGAGGUGAAUGGCAUUGAAGUGGCUGGGAAGACUUUGGACCAAGUGACGGACAUGAUGGUUGCCAACAGCCACAACCUCAUUGUUACUGUCAAGCCAGCCAAUCAGCGCAAUAAUGUGGUGCGUGGGGCAUCUGGGCGUCUGACAGAGCCUCCCUCUGCUGGGCCUGGGCCUGCUGAGCCCGAUAGUGACGAUGACAGCAGUGAUCUGGUCAUUGAGAACCGCCAGCCUUCCUCUUCCAAUGGGCUGUCUCAGGGGCCUCCAUGCUGGAACCUGCGCCCAGGCCGCCUAUUUCCCGGUGCCCGCAGCUCUCUGCCCUCCCUGGAUGAUCAGGAGCAGGCCAGCUCUGGCUGGGGGAGUAGCAUGCGAGGCGAUGGUAGUGGCUUCAGCCUCUGACAGGCAAGGAUGCAGCCCCUUAUCACUCCAGGGUUCUGGGACAUGGCAGGGACUUUCCCAGUGGGGGUUUUUAGCUUGCUCAUAGGGCCCUCUCAGUCUGGGGAACAUUAAAGGUUUUCUACAAAUGCAGUCA
Ceratotherium simum simum (southern white rhinoceros) is the source of this 1772-nucleotide messenger RNA. It is a transcript of the gene PARD6A, whose product is annotated as par-6 family cell polarity regulator alpha. Gene Ontology annotation, molecular function: protein binding. The record is from RefSeq and is a predicted model, not a curated record. Gene Ontology annotation, biological process: regulation of cellular localization; establishment or maintenance of cell polarity; centrosome cycle. NCBI's taxonomy places the organism in Eukaryota, Metazoa, Chordata, Mammalia, Perissodactyla, Rhinocerotidae. Gene Ontology annotation, cellular component: cell cortex; nucleus; apical plasma membrane.